Molecule: messenger RNA, 4775 nt
Organism: Electrophorus electricus (electric eel)
Lineage: Eukaryota; Metazoa; Chordata; Actinopteri; Gymnotiformes; Gymnotidae
Product: synaptotagmin XVII
Biological process (GO): calcium-ion regulated exocytosis
Cellular component (GO): plasma membrane; exocytic vesicle
Molecular function (GO): phosphatidylserine binding; clathrin binding; SNARE binding
Source: RefSeq, a predicted model, not a curated record
AUUUUCAAACAUCCUCUCAUCAGCUCUCACCCGUCCGUCCGUACGCGCGGCAUCUUUGGACGACCGACUCCCACGUGUCCCGUCCUGCGCUGAGCGGAGCCGGGGGCGGGACGCAGCUGGUGAGCGAGGGAGGGAGCAGCUGGAGGCUGGCUCAGCUCACCUCACCUCAGCAUGGCCUUGCCCACCCCUGGUACCCGGCCCGGAAGAUGACAAUGAGCGUGUACACGCUGAACCUCAGGGUCUUCUGGCCCCUGGCCGCCUGCCUCGCCAGCGCGCUGCUACUCCUGUUCCACUUUGUCCUGCGAGGCUCCGAGCAGCGGGACGACGGCUGUCCCGACGCGGGGCCUGGCGCCGUCCUGCUGGUCAAGUCUUUGCUGGCUCUCGCUUUCUGCUACAUCAUAGUCAAGUGCUGCUCGGUCCAGGGCAGCCGGGCGGGACAGCGCCCCCGGAGGACGGCGGAGUCGGGCGUUGGCAGGGCGGCGCCUCCUAAGCGGGAGAUGCUGGAGGAGCACUUCGAGAAGCACGUGCGUCUCUCCCCGCACGUGCUGGGUCACAGCAAAGCCCAUGUGGCCAAGCUGGUGGGCGAGUUGGUGAGGGUGGGCCGGGCGGACGUUCCGCCCGAGUCCUCGCUGGCCUUCCGCGGGGACUUCGUCCAGAUCGGCAGCUCGUACGAGGAGCACAAGGUGGGCUCGCCCGACUGCUUCGACAUCCUGGUGCCACUGCGCCUGCCUCGCGGGCUCAAGCUGGAGCCCCGCAGUCCCGCCGCAGGCCGGGGGGGGGCGCCGCUGGUCACGCUGGAUACGCCCCGGCGGACCGAGUGGACGCGGCGGCACAGGGGGUUUGCGGAGGGCUUCCUGCGCUCGCACGGCGUGGCGGACUCGUGCAGGCUGAGCCCGGACUCUGUCUUGCGCUGGUUCUACGCCGCUUCGCAGCGUUGCCUGGCCACCGUGCGCUUCCCUUUUGAGGAGCGCUGCUCCCUCAGCCUCUCCCUCGGGGAGGGCCAGCGCGUCCACCUCCGCCUCGCGCCCCGCUCCGACUACGUCUGCUGCCACAUCUCCAUGGGUGUGCGUCUCAUCCCGGCGCUGCCGCUCGGAGACAGCGCCUACCUGGUGCCGGCCUCCGGGGCUCGGAAAGGGGAGGACCUGUGGACCGCCUACUUCCCCAGGCAGGAGCAGAGGCUGCUGGGAUGGCUGAAAGGGAGGCUGCCUCCCAGCUCCUGCCACCUGAAGUGCCUUCAGUUGCUCAAGGAGGUGCGGGACCUUGGAGGCCAAGCGUUGGACCAGCAGGCGGGCGCCGAGUGGAGGGGGGUGCUCUCCUCCUACAGCCUGAAGACGGCCUGGCUGCGCCUGCUCCUCAGCACCCCCCCCGAGGUCUGGGAAGAGCGCCACCUGGUGGGCCGACUGGAGGACCUGCUGCGCUGUCUGAGAGAGAGUCUUCAGAACAGGGCUCUGCUGCACCUCCUGCUCGGCGGGGACAGUGGCCUUCUGCCCGACUCACUCGCCUUACCCAUGCCAAAGCUCGCCGAGGAGCCCAUGCCGUCUAACCUGUGGGUGGAGUUCAGCCCCGCCUCCCUGGACCUGGUCUCCGCCCGGCUGGCCUACUCCUGGGCGCACCUCCCACGCCUCAUCCGCCUUGGGCGGCCUCAGAGGAGCGCACUGGGCCACGGGCGCCACUCCCCCUCGCCCCUCCCCGAGGGAAAAUGGAUCCAGAGAGCACCGUGUUGCUCCAGAAGGGAGGUGCAGAGUUGGGAACAGACUGAGGAAAGAAUGGCGUAUGCACAGCUGGAACCCGUCGGCGAGGGUCUCCUCUCCAGACUCUCAGACCUCCUGCUGUGCCGCUGGUCGUGCCGGACGUGUUGGAGGCGGUGCUGGCAGUGCAGUUGCUGCCAGACCUCAGACGAGGAGGUGGAGAUCUUGGGCCCUUUCCCUCCGCAGACUCCCUCCUGGCUUAUCAGCGACUGCAACCACGACAAAGAUUCGACAUCUGACCUCAUGGGUGGCGAGCAAGGCCCGCCCACCCGCAGCUGCAGCAGCAGUGACGUUGGCGGCGGCAGUCCUGACCGGCGGCGUUCCAGCUCCGACAACCCGCGCUGCGUCUUUAGCCUGGCGCGCCAGCUCUCCGCUCUGGAUUCCAGGCAGCCCGGCUCCCCUCUGGUGGACAUAAAGCCCAUUGAAUUCUGGGCCAUGGGGCCCAGGAAGGAGGUGGUACAGCCUCUGCGGAAACCCCUGCCACCACCAGGCGACUACUUCCGCAAGCUGGAGCCGCGGCUGUACUCGGCGGACUCCGGCGGUGAGGAACGAGACGCGCUGACGGACGAGGAGAUGUCCCGGCGCUACCAACUGGGCAUGCUGCACUUCAGCGCCCAGUACGACCUGGUCAACGCGCAGCUGGGCGUGCGGGUGAUCGAGGCGCGCGACCUGCCGCCGCCUGCCGCCGGCGACGCCGCACGCCACGACCUGGCGCGCUCCAACCCCUACGUGAAGAUGAGCCUGUUGCCCGACCACAAGAACUCGCGGCAGACCGGCGUCAAGCGCAAGACCCAGAACCCGGUGUUCGAGGAGCAUUUCACCUUCCAGCUGCCCUUCCUGGAGGCACAGCGCCGCACAUUGCUGCUCUCUGUGGUGGACUUCGACAAGUUCUCCCGCCACUGCGUGGUUGGGAAGGUGGUGCUGCCCCUCAGCGAGGUGGACCUGGUGAAGGGGGGCCACUGGUGGAAGGCCCUGAACCCCAGCUCACAGAACGAGGUGGAGCUCGGGGAGCUGCUGCUGUCCUUAAACUACCUCCCGAGUGCCGGCAGGCUGAAUGUGGACGUGAUCCGAGCCAAACAGCUGCUGCAGACAGACAUGUGCCAGGGCUCAGAUCCAUUUGUGAAGGUCCAGCUGGUGUCUGGCUUGAAGCUGGUAAAGACAAAGAAGACAUCGUGCAUGCGGGCCACCAUCGACCCCUUCUACAAUGAGUCCUUCAGCUUUAGAGUAGCUCAUGAAGAACUGAGUGAGGUUAGCCUCGUAUUUACAGUGUAUGGGCACAACAUGAAAAGCAGCAAUGACUUUGUGGGCCGCGUCGUGAUUGGCCAGUUUUCCACGGGUCCCGCGGAGACCACCCACUGGCGGCGGCUGCUGCGCUCCCAACGCACGCCCGUUGAACAGUGGCACAGCCUGCGCUCGCGCGCCGAGUGCGACCGUGUCUCUCCCGCCUCACUCGAGGUCACGUGAUCCUCGCCCAGGGCAGUGGCCGGUGGACGCAGAAGGCAAAGGCCGGCUGCAAAAGCAGCAGGGCACGGUGAUCUCUCCUGAACUUUGAACUUGGGCUAGGGGUUAGGGGUCAGCAUCUACUCUGCUCUGUGGUGUGGUGGACCUGUGUUUUUCUAUCAAACCAAAACAUCUACAGAACUGGGGUCACCGGAUUCUUGUCCACUUGGUCAGUCUUUAGAUUAAUUCUCCCUUUACAACAGUCUUACACUCUCGGGAGGGAAAAAAGCCUCCGAGUGUUUUUCCACUGGUGCUGGCCAGUUUUCUCUUUAUCACGCUGAUAGUAUCUCGCAGGAGAGCUCCGUAACCUCGUCACCAUCUGGCUCCUGCCUGUGUCGCCCUCAAGCGGCCACUUGAACCGGCUCAGCAGCUGAGAUCCUGCCUCCCGCUGAUGUGGGCUGCAGCGUGUCACUGUGCUUGUUGUUUCUUUUGAUCCGAAUUUAAGUUUUUAAGUCGUUGGAAAUGAAUCCAAACUUCCGUGGAAACACAGUGGCUGUCAUUUUCGUCCCUGGGUUGUUGUUGUUGGUUUUUUUUACAGUUUCACACCAGUUUCCAUUUUGUGACAUGGUUGUUCCUAAGUGUACGUGUCCACCGACCGAAUGUCUAAUGUGUUUCAGAAGUGUUUACACCUAUAAUAGCAAUUGCGUUCUGUGUUACAACGUAGGAGUGUGUUGAUGUUUGUGUCUGUGCCAAAGUGAAUAUUUAUUAGAACUAUGUGGUGCCAUUCAAGGCACAGAUAUAAAAAAUAGAUUCAAACGUAAGCAUUCACCAAACGUUUUCUCCAUGUGUGGUCCACAUGUUGAAGUGUCUUGUCUCGUGGUGCCUCCUUCCUGACCCGUAUGUUUGGAUGUAGACUGGUGUGGUUGGGGGACUGAUGUAGUAUAGAAAUCAAAGUGCAAUCAGAAACAUUACUGUGUCUGCCUUAAGCUUUUGUGCGUGACCGGUACGUGUCUAGUGGUGAACUGUUCCCGGUCUAGAGGCAUUUUGUCUCAGUGUUAGUGAAUGAGAGUGAAAUUGAUAAAAUACAUAAGAAUAACAAAACUGUCAGUGAAGAUACAUAUUUAUUUAGGUAAACGGAUGCAAUUAUAUAUAUAUAUAUAUAUAUGUCUGCAAAUAUAUACGAAAUAAUAGAUGUAUAGAUUUAUUACUUACUGUGUGCAAUAAAUGAUGUGAACUGAAGAAACAUACGUUACAUGGGAAAGACAGGAGGACAGAAUAAAUCCACUGGGAGUAGCAGGCAGGUGCUUCAGCGAUGUCACAGACACGCCCUACUAAGGAAGAGGAGGAGCGGUCUGCUCACAACCCUCGGAGAUGUUUGUCCAGCGCUGCACAUGGAAAACUGCUGUAUAUGUUUUUCCCUGGGAAAACCAAACCAUAUAACUGAACUGAAUCCCUUUAAACAGGCAUUGAAAAGAGUCUGUGACAUGUGAGUGAUUUCACCAUUUUGACUUUUUGUUUCCAGUGUUCGUGUUAUUUGUCUGGUUAUGGAAGUUGGUUUGUCCAAUAUUAAUGAACUAAUUUCUGUCA